Messenger RNA from Eurytemora carolleeae, 435 nucleotides. RefSeq lists its product as uncharacterized. Gene Ontology annotation, cellular component: membrane. The record is from RefSeq and is a predicted model, not a curated record. NCBI's taxonomy places the organism in Eukaryota, Metazoa, Arthropoda, Copepoda, Calanoida, Temoridae. The coding region runs from base 1 to 435 and encodes 144 amino acids. The transcript is spliced from 3 exons. Gene Ontology annotation, biological process: transmembrane transport.
AUGGCGUUAACUACUUCGCUCUCCCACGUUCUAGUUCUUGUUUUUAUCCUGAUUCUUCUUCCAGUUCUGGUUCUAGUUCUUCUUCUUGUUAUUAUCAUGGUUCUUCUUCUAGCUCUAGUUCUACUUCUAGUUCUAGUUCUCCUUCUUGUUAUUAUCAUGGUUAUUCUUCUAAUUCUAGUUCUAGUUAUCCUUCUUGCUAUUAUCCUGGUUUUUCUUCUAGUUCUAGUUCUAGUUCUAGUUCUAGUUCUGGUUCUAGUUCUCCUUCUUGCUAUUAUCCUGGUUCUUCUUCUAGUUCUAGUUCUAGUUCUGGUUCUAGUUCUGUGUCUCUUUCUUGUUCUAGUUCUAGUUCUUGGUCUAGUUCUAGUUCUUCUUCUAGUUCUAGUUUUAGGUCUCCUUCUUGAUAAUAUCCUGGUUCCUCUUCUAGUUCUAGCUUAA